AUGUCAAAAAAUGGAGAAGCAUUUAUUUUAGAUGAUCGUGCAAGAGCACUUGCAAAUUAUCCACAUAUGAGAAAAGCAGGUGACUUUUUAUUUGUAUCAGGUAUUUCAUCACGUAGACCAGAUAAUACUUAUGAAGGUGUUCAUGUCGAUGAAAAUGGUAAAGUUACACUCAACAUUGAACAACAAACUAGAGCAGUCAUUGAAAACAUUAGAACCAUCUUAAAAUCAGCAGGAGCUGAUCUCGAAAAUAUCAUUGAUCUCACUGUUUUCUUAGUAGAUAUGAAAGAUUACAAUGGUUUCAAUUUAGCAUACAAUGAUUAUUUCAAAAUUGAAACUGGUCCAACUAGAACCACCGUUGCUGUUCAUCAAUUACCAAAUCCAAAUCUUUUAAUUGAAAUUAAAGCAACUGCAUUAUGUAAUAAAUAA
This is a messenger RNA of Dictyostelium discoideum AX4, 426 nucleotides long. RefSeq lists its product as hypothetical. The coding region runs from base 1 to 426 and encodes 141 amino acids. The transcript has a single exon. Lineage: Eukaryota; Evosea; Eumycetozoa; Dictyosteliales; Dictyosteliaceae. The record is from RefSeq and is a predicted model, not a curated record.